AAAAAGAAAGUGGAAUUAGCUUUAUUUUUUAUGAUGUUAAAAGUUAUCAUAUAUGCAGCAUAUAUGAAUAACUCUGGAUACACACAUGCGCGCGGAUGCAUGUGCGCGCGCACACACACACACACGCCUAAUACCCAGGUUGUUCCAUUCUUAUCCUGACAGCACGGGAUAUAUCUGCAGGAGGCAGAGCUUGUGAACAUGCUUAAUAACUAUCUCAUGCCUAAAUACUGCACAAUACGCCAUCACACGGCCACAGCACAGCUUGUUUAAGCUGCCUCGUACCCAUGGACCUGUAGGGACUUCCUGGUACUUCUCUGUUACAUAUCAACUGUGGCGACUUUCUUAUUCAUGAAUAUUCAGGAACACUGUAAUUACUAAUAACUCCUGGAUAUGGACCUCCUGCAUUACGGACAAAGGUUUGGAAAGGCUUUUCCUAGAUUCUGCCCAAUAGUCCCCAGAAGAACCAUCGAAAUUUGCCUGUAUGUUUUCUUGUGCCAGUAGCAGGAAUCACCUCCACAUUUUGCACUGAAACCCAAAGCCCACUGAGGCCUUUGCUGGCACUAGGUGUUAGCAUACAUUGGUUUAAAAACAAAGUCUGAUCCAGCUCUGCCAAGUCACCAGUACAGUGGCUUGGACUAAAAGGCUUUGCAGGUAUUUGAGUGCUGGCUUUUCUUUAAUCAGUUUGGGUGUGGAAUCAUGACAGAUGUUCAUACAUUGAAUUUGGAAAGUGGGUGGCUGAGCUCUUGGAACGUUUGUCUGGGAAUGUGUCAUAAGCUUUGCAAACAGGUAGAUGCAGGAGUAGGCCUGGAAAGAUGCCAGGAAGGGCCCUGCCCCUGGCACACUACCAACCCAUUCUGAAUGGUUAUGCUUAGGAUCCCCGUCCCUGCUCCUCUAACACACUGCGGAGUGUCAUCUGCUCCGAGACAUACCAAGAUACCAGAGGGACCAGACGUCAGAAGGAAAAAAAAAAGGAGGGGGCGGGAUGUUCCAGUGGGAAUUCCAUUUUUCCUGGCUCUUCCCAUAAAAUUAAUGCUGCCAGGGUGCAGUGAGAGCGAACGAGUGACAGGGCAGAGGCAGAGCGCAGGUCCCAGAGAUGCGACCCAACCAGUUGCGAGGUGCUCUCCUUUUCCCCAGAUACCAUGAACAGGAUCAGCGAAGUGGUGAAGCAGGCCUGGGCCGCCUUCACCUCCGGUCAGACGCGCCCGCUGCAGUUCCGGAUCCAGCAGCUGGAGGCGCUGCAGCGCACGAUCAAGGAGUGAGGGCCGGACAUCACUGGCGCGCUGCCGGCCGAUCUGCGCAAGAAUGAAUGGACCACCUACUAUGAGGAGAUGGUGUAUGUCCCGGAAGAGAUUGAGCACAUGAUCAAGAAUCUCUCUGAGUGGGCUGCAGAUGAGCCUGUGGAGAAGGCUCCCCAGAUGCAGCAGGAUGAGUCCUACAUCCACUCAGAGCCCCUGGGUGUGGUCCUCAUCAUUGGUGCCUGGAACUACCCCUUCAACCUUAUCGUUCAGCCCAUGGUGGGCGCUAUUGCUGCAGGGAAUGCAGUGGUCCUCAAGCCCUCAGAGCUAAGUGAGAACAUGACGAAUCUGCUGGCCACCAUCAUCCCUCAGUAUCUGGACAAGGAUCUGUACCCAGUGAUCAACGGGGGUGUCCCUGAGACCACAGAGGUGCUCAAAGAGCGAUUCGACCACAUCUUGUUCACGGGCAGCACAGCUGUAGGGAAGAUUGUCAUGGCAGCUGCUGCCAAGCACCUGACCCCCACCACACUGGAGCUAGGAGGAAAGAGCCCCUCCUACGUGGACAAGGACUGUGAUCUGGACUGUAGCUCACUUGGCAGUUUUCAUAGAUGCAUCGCCUGGGGAAAAUUCACGAACAGCGGCCAGACCUGUGUGGCCCCUGACUACAUUCUGUGUGACCCCUUGAUCCAGAACCAAAUCGUGGAGAAGCUCAAAAAGUCACUGAAGGAGUUUUAUGGGGAAGAUGCCAAGAAGUCCCAUGAUUAUGGAAGAAUCAUCAAUGCCUGACACUUCCAGAGGGUGAUGGGCUUGAUUAGGGGCCAGAAAGUGGCUCAUGGUGGCACUGGAGAAGAAGCCUCCCGCUACAUAGCCCCCACAAUCCUCAUGGAUGUGGACCCUCAGUCCCCAGUGUUGCAGGAGGAGAUCUUUGGACCAGUGAUGCCCAUUGUGUGUGUGCAUAGCCUGGAGGAAGCCGUUCAGUUCAUCAACCGGUGCAAGAAGCCGCUGGCUCUCUAUGUGUUCUCCAGUAAUGACAAGGUGAUUAAGAAGAUGAUUGCAGAGACCUAGAGUGGUGGGGUGACAGCCAACGAUGUCAUUGUCCACAUCACCAUACACUCCCUGCCCUUUGGGGGCGUGGAGCACAGUGGCAUGGGGGCCUAGCAUGGCAAGAAGAGCUUUGAGACCUUCUCCCACUGUCGUUCCUGCUUGGUGAGGUCUCUGCAGAAUGAUGAAGCCCACAAGGUCAGGUGCCCACCAAGCCUAGCCAAGGUGAGAAGCAGGAGGGGAUGUCAGAGAGAGUGGGCUGUACAGGACAUCGGCAAGUCCCUGGUGCUCACUGCCCCCUCCCUGUCCUUCUGUAGAUGCCCCAGCAUUGAGGAGGCUGCUCCAGUUGACCCAUCUGUGCUUGCACCCGCUGUGGGGUGA
Molecule: messenger RNA, 2657 nt
Organism: Heterocephalus glaber (naked mole-rat)
Lineage: Eukaryota; Metazoa; Chordata; Mammalia; Rodentia; Bathyergidae
Source: RefSeq, a predicted model, not a curated record